Chara braunii is the source of this 3340-nucleotide messenger RNA. Lineage: Eukaryota; Viridiplantae; Streptophyta; Charophyceae; Charales; Characeae. The record is from the annotation of a GenBank genome assembly.
CGGUAGCGUUGUUCUCAGAAGAAAGAGCUACACAAAAGGAGGAAGAAGGAAAGAAGGAAUGCAUAAAGGAAUAAAGGAUAGAAUAAAGGAAUAAAGGAAUAAAGGAAUAAAGGAAUAAAGGAACAAAUCUUUGAGUAGAUCAGCCACUUUGUGCAGAAUUCGAUCCAACAUGCCCAAAGUCCCGGGAAGAGGAAUCCGAAGGGUGUUCUCACGCCCGGCCUGUGUGGAACAGUGCAACCCCACCCGUCAAAUGGACACUGAGUGUAGAGAACCAAAGGACGAAGAAGAGGAGGAGGAAGGACAGGAAGACGAGAAACAUGAUGAUGAAAUUGAUCCCAAGAUCUGUGCUCGCGAAUGCAGCUGCUGUGAUACUGAUGAGGUAGUUCCAUGGGAAGCUGUAGACACCGAACACUUGGAGGUGUCGAGGAUUGGGGGAGUUGAAGUUGGGGUGCAUGAAGAAAGCUGUGGUGGUGGAGCAGCAGCAGCAUCGUCUUUGGCUACGGAAGAACCACAGAGGAUCGGGAUCGGGAUCGGGAUGAGAAAGGUUUCAGCUGAGGGACCUGAGACAACUGGGUCUGAAAAGGCGUGGUGGCGUCGCUGCAGCACAAGCUUGUGGCUCUUCCCGACCAAGAAGGCCCUACUAGGGAGACGGCGAGGCCAACGAGGUAAAGGGCAAGACAAGCCCUCAGACAACCCCUCGGUGAGGUCUGAGGAGUGGACUGUGCAAAACUCUCCUUCGUCUUUGCGGCUAAUCAUGAUUCAUAUUCUUUUUGCUCUUCAGUCUCUCAUGACACGCUUUGCUGCAGGCCUUGCAGUGCUGCUACUCGUUGGCCUCGCCGCUCUUGCAACCUUCGUCAGUUCUAGGGGAUGGACGGGUUCAUCCUCCUCUUGGAGGGACAUGCUGCUAUGUGGCAAACCAUUCCUGGACAGGCAGAACCCAGGGGGGUUUCUCGUUGGCAAAGUCGGUGCUUCGUCUUCCUCCUCCUCCUCCUCCUCAUCAUCAUCAUCAUUGUCCUCCAUCUACUCCACGGAGUUGACAGCUCUUAUGGAAAUUGGGGAGAUACGUAGCAGAACUGUAGGGAAGCUGGCAAGAGAGGUUGCACAAGCUCUGAUAGAGCUGGAGAUGGUGGAGGCGUCCAGUAAGGCACAGCUUGCAGAGAAGGCUUCUUUGAAUGAAGCAUUGCGUGCAGAGUUGGACAAUGCGAAAAAGCGCGUGGCAAAGGCCAAGAGAGGCGCCAAGAAAUUGAGAGAUGAGAGGAUAAGAUCCGAGGUCAAGCUCACCCAAUUGCACCAAGUUAUGGCUGAAAUAGACGACGCACACAGGGCUGUGGACAUGUGGCCGGUUGCGCAAGCGGUGGCAUUCCAAUCCCUUGCAGCUCCUAUUCAGGAAUCUGUGAAUGCCAAAAACUUGUCGUUGAGCAUGUCGGAAGUCGAUUGCCUUUCGUCAAGGGGUUCACAGGUAGUAGAUGCUUCUGCACUCUUAUGUUCUCCCUGCGUAUCAGGCGAUAACGGCCCACUACUUUUCUCCAGCGAAGGUUCAUCCAGCAAGGCUACUGGAACAUUUCUUCCCAACUCCAACUUCGAGACUGUUGACGGAGCAGAACUGACCACAACAUUCACUUCUUCUUCGUCUUCUUCAGCUGCUGCUGCUGCUGCUGCUGCUGCUGGUACUUCCUCGGCUUUCUUGACCAUGGGAGAGACGGAGACACAUGAGGAGACAGAAAAGACAUCACAGAACUACGAAAAUGAGAUUCUUGCCUCCCACGAGAGAUCUGAUGACUUGCCUCCCCCUCCUGCAGUUUGUGCCAGGUAUUGCUGUUUCAAUUGCUCUGUGGUCCUGUUUCCUACGCAACCACAUGGGUUGUUCCUUGGAGACAGCUAUCCAAUGAACGAGGCAUAUCCGAGGGGCCACACUUACCGGGCCAAAGCCCACAAUGGCUCCCUCUACCUUGUGCAAUUUGACUGUAUUCCGGGGAUUCAGCGGCUGGGCACCUUGCCUUACUUCUAUCCCAACCACCGGUUUCAGUGCAAGUCCAACGAGUUGUCAAUCCGCAACCCGCUGGCCGCCCAAGCGCUGGCGGAAGACGCGGGUAUGUCAAAUAUUCUCAUCAGGUGUUGGGAGGCCUAUGUGGAAUCAAUUACACCGAGGCCGAAGGUCCCAGUCUCGCAGAAUGCUCUUUUCAUGGAGUUGGUUCUGGGCAUUCCACUACAGCAGCUAUUGCCCCGUCCACUUCCAACAGCCAUUUCGUCCCAAAUUCUCGAGUCCUUUCAGCGGAUUCCGGACCAAAGCAUUGUGGCAGCAGCCAUCUUCGAUCUGCUCUUCCACAAUUGCAAACGAUCGGCGGCAAAUGUGUUCAUCGAUGAUAACUUUGACAUUCAUCUUCUUGGACAUGAGCACACCUUUGGAGUCGCCGGAUGCUUCCUCGACUCAAUCUUCCUACCCCAGACCCCUCUGUUCCAUCAGUUUGACAAAAGGUACCGACCGGCAUUGGACUACAGGUGCCGUGUAGAAGGUGGCGAGAUAGGCGUGAAAUUCCCACCAAGGGUGAGGGAGUUUCUGGUCAAAGUCAGCAACACUCAGCCUGAAGACUUGAGCAGGAUGUACGGAAUUGCUAACAGCUUCCUUUCUCGCAAGGUGAAAACCAUGGCGAAGAUCAUGCUUGCCCGUGGCUUUGAAGAUGCUUUAUCCAUCACCACAGAGAGGGCGAGAGCUGCCGAUGAAAAACUUCUCUCAGAAGGUAAUCCACCUGAGACACUACAUCUGAAGUUCCACCAACUUGAGGAUCCUCUUUGCAUCACCUAGGGAAAACUGAAGGACGUCCCUAGACACGCAACUUCUUGCAUGAUCGACAUGGGGCCGUGCAGACAUCCAGAUGUAUUCUGACAGGGUAAUCGUUCUGUGUGGUUCACCUAUUACGAAAUGAGGAUGCACCUGAACAUGCAGAUGGCCACUUGCAUGGUCAGCACAAUGGCAUGCAGACGGCUAGGUGCGUGGUUGGCGUUGUGAUGAGCAGAUGGCCAGAUGUAUUCUGAUGCACAUUGCGGUAGUCACAAACUUCGACUGUAUUGAUGAAUGACUCUCCCUGAAAGCAAAGUGCCAUAGCAAACACCAGGAAUGGAGAAGCGAUGUCUCAUUCUCUCUAUUCACAGCAACAGUGUCUCUUCAAGAAGUGCUAGUACUAUGAGACGAUAACAGGCUCAACAGCUGUACUGUGAGCCCCACAUUUAUCAUACUUCUCCUGUGGUUGGGGGGUUGUAAGUGGGCUCUCAGAAGGAGAUAGUUCCUUACUCCUCCUCUGCCUCUGCCUUGUCCUGCUCUUAGUAAACCUCCAUUUCGACC